CUCGCCACGCUCCUUUGACACGCCGAGAGCAACGAAGGAUCUCGCGCGCGCGCGCGAGAGAGAGACAGAGAGACAGAGACAGAGACAGAGAUGGGAGGAGAAGACACCCUAAAACACCGAGGCUCGCUCGCAGCUCCUCUAAUCUUCAUGAUCGUCAUCAGCUUCCACCUCCUCUCCAGGUGGCUCGAACACUUAAAAAAGAAAGGAUCCAAGAGUACAGUAGUAAUCCAGUUGCGUGGAGAGAUAAAUCAACUACUGAAAGAAGCGAGCUCCUUGUCAGAGCCAUCAACAUUCGCACAAGCUACAAAACUUAGGAGGUUAGCAGCUGCCAAGGAGAAGGAACUUGCAAAUUAUCAAGAAUCAGAGAGCAAGGAAAUGAAAAUGUCAUAUGAUUUGUACCUGAAAGUUCUGUUUCUUUCUAAGGUUUUGACUUAUUUUGUGCUCAUUUGCUGGUUUUGGAGGGUUCCCGUGGCCACCAUAUCUCAUCAACUUGUGCAACCCUUUGGGAGGGUGUUAUCUUGGAGGGCUGGGGGUACCUUAAACAACAAUGUUAUGGUUGGGAUAAUACCUUGGUUAAUAAUAUCCACCAGAGUAAGCAAAUUUGUUUGUCGACUCUCCAAGUAGAAAAAGGAUUAUGGUGAUUACUAUCUUCUCACUCAGAAAAGAUAUAAUAUUUGUUUUCUGAAUUUCGAGGAAGGAAAACAAUUUCAUAACCAUUUCCUGUAACGAUGUACAUUAUUUUGUUUUUUAGUUAUUUGGCCUGCAUGUAAAUCCAGAGAGUGUAGUAAAUAAUAAAUUAGCCUCUAGUAAAAGGCCAUA
Molecule: messenger RNA, 819 nt
Organism: Corylus avellana
Lineage: Eukaryota; Viridiplantae; Streptophyta; Magnoliopsida; Fagales; Betulaceae
Product: protein GET1
Biological process (GO): tail-anchored membrane protein insertion into ER membrane
Cellular component (GO): endoplasmic reticulum; nucleus
Source: RefSeq, a predicted model, not a curated record